Messenger RNA from Saprolegnia parasitica CBS 223.65, 1318 nucleotides. RefSeq lists its product as hypothetical. NCBI's taxonomy places the organism in Eukaryota, Oomycota, Saprolegniomycetes, Saprolegniales, Saprolegniaceae. The coding region runs from base 1 to 1233 and encodes 410 amino acids. The transcript has 2 exons. Gene Ontology annotation, biological process: biosynthetic process. Gene Ontology annotation, molecular function: pyridoxal phosphate binding. The record is from RefSeq and is a predicted model, not a curated record.
AUGGGGCCUUGCAACUUGUUCCGACCCGUAUCCGGUUCGCGUCCGGUUGACCAUAUUUGGCUUUGUUCAGGAAUGAUCGAGGUUGCGCUCGAGACGGCCGUCGCCAAGCGCGACGCGGACGGCAGCCGGCGUCACCUGCACGUGCUCUCGGACGACAACGUCGACUUUUGCUCCAACGAUUAUCUUGGAUUUGCGCGCAGCCGCGAGCUCGCGGAUGCGAUCGCGUCGGCGCCGCACGGACAUGGGUCCACCGGCUCGCGCCUUGUGACUGGCACGUCCCAGCUGCACUUGGAUAUCGAAGCCGACCUCGCCGGCUUUUACGGGUACCCGUCCGCCCUCGUCUUCAAUAGCGGAUACCUCGCCAAUUUGAGCGUGCUCUCCGCUGUACCACAGCCUGGUGAUAUCGUCCUCUACGACGAGCUUGUGCACAACUCGUGCCGCGAGGGCCUCCGCCUCGGUCGAGCGACGUCGGUCGCCUUUCGCCACAACGACGUCGAAGAUCUUCGGGCGCGCCUCGCGUCGGCGCCAGCGACGGGCAACCGUAUUGUUGUUGUCGAGUCCGUCUACUCGAUGGAUGGCCACAUUGCGCCACUCGCCGCCAUGGUGCGGCUGUGUCGUGAGUAUAACGCGGCGCUCAUCGUGGACGAAGCGCAUGGUGUUGCCGUCGACGGACCGCAUGGCGCGGGCGUCGUCCGGGCCCUCGGCCUGGAGAAAGACGUCUUUUGCACCGUGUACACCUUUGGAAAGGGCAUGGGCAUCCACGGCGCAGCUGUUUGCGGCCCACCCGUUCUCAAAGAGUACCUUGUCAACUAUGCGCGGCCGUUCGUGUACAGCACGUCGCUGCCGGCGUCCGAUAUGGUCACGAUCCGCGCCGCGCAUGCAUAUUGCGCCAGUGCGGCCGGCGACAGCGCGCGCCACCAGUUGCAAUCGCGCGUCCGACGCUUUCGGAGCCGCGUGCGUGAACAUGCGGUGGCCAUUCCGCCCGCGAGCUUGCUCCAGAGCGCUACUGCAAUCCAAGGCAUCGUGUGCCCAGGCAACACGCGCGUACUCGCGGCGGCUGCCCAUCUUCGAGCACACGGCUUCAACGUUGUCGCGAUUCGCGCCCCGACUGUGCCCGUGCACAGCGAGCGCUUGCGCAUCAUAUUGCAUGCGUACAACACGGACGCCGAGAUCGACGCGCUCGUCCAUCAUCUUGCGGCGUUCUUCCUGCAGCACCCGGCGUCAAAGCUGUAGUUGUAUGAAUAACAUAGAAGAGUAAACUCGAAUGGAGCCUAGAAUGCCAUUGUUUGUUUACGCCGCCCAAACGAGGCCAGAGCAG